Dermochelys coriacea (leatherback sea turtle) is the source of this 6656-nucleotide messenger RNA. Its product is annotated as centromere protein J-like. The record is from RefSeq and is a predicted model, not a curated record. The coding region runs from base 704 to 4468 and encodes 1254 amino acids. Gene Ontology annotation, cellular component: centrosome; nucleus; centriole. Gene Ontology annotation, biological process: cilium assembly; centriole elongation. Gene Ontology annotation, molecular function: tubulin binding. The transcript is spliced from 16 exons. Lineage: Eukaryota; Metazoa; Chordata; Testudines; Dermochelyidae.
CGCCUCUCGUCACUGGAGGCGGCUGCUGGGGUGCUCCCCUGGGCAGCUCCUCCGCUCCCGCCCGGCGGGCGAGCUCCUGCCCCAGGGCGGGCUCUCACUGAAGGGCCACGGGAGGCAGGGACAGAGAGACGGGACGCCGCUUCCCUUGCCUGGGGCCGCCCUUGCUGUUUACAGUUGCUGUAGCUACCGCCGCAGCUCGACGGCGCCGGGCUGCUGCAGGGCUUGGCCGCUCCCCGCGGGGACCCGGGACUGCAGGGAGCGGGACGGGCUCAGUGGCGCGGGGCUGGCUGUCCAAUGCAGCGUCCUCCCGACAGAGCCGCGGGAGGUGUGGGUGCUGGAGCGGCUGCUGAGGGCCCGGUUUACGACACCGUGUAGUAGCAGAUGGAGGCUGCUCUCAAAGAGCCACUGCUGAGGCUUACAGCCCACCGCGCCCGCAAGCUUGGAAGCUCCCGCCGUGGCCGCAGGAGACUCGUCGGGCUUUAGGGCCCCAGGGGAAGGCUGCGGCAGCCAGGGCCCGGGCUUGCUCAGGGCAGUUAUUAUGGAUGGAAGAUCCUUUGCCUUCAGCCUGAAAAAAAAGCUCUGGGAUUAAAAAAAAAAAUGGAGGCACUUGGUAGUAUCCACUCGGGCCAUCGCUUUAGCACUGCAUGCUUAUUUUCAACUGCAUUCACUGUCUGUCUAUAGGGUGGAGUUCAGAAAGCGGGAUAUGGAAGCAGAUACUCUCAAAGAUGAAGACCAUAUGGCUGAGUGGACUGCCAAUGAUCCAGCAAGACUGGUGCCAUCUCCUAGCAAAAUCGCCGGGAAGGCCAUGUCCUUUUUGCCCCUGGGCCAGAUAAACAGCACAAAUGGCUCAUUCAAUGAACAGUUUAUACCCUUCUGCUACUCAGCAGAAAGCAGUAUGAUGGGCAGUAAUGGCAGCUCAUCAGAUAACAGGUUUCAUGGCCAAGCUUUUCAGGAUGCAAAGCAAUUCAAUUAUUUGGCCAACUCUGCUCUUUUUCCUCAUUUGUUGGCAUCCAGCGUAACUCAGACUGGAAUUGUCCAGGCCAGUAAAAGUAAUGACUCGGAAACACUCAGUCCUUUCUCUGCUGCUGCUCCUGCUCCUCAGAUAAGUCAGGAACCCCUACGCUACAGAAACAUGGAACAGAGCCCAGGGCAGGUGAUGAUGGAACAGAUGGAGCAGCUGCAAAGGCUGGUAACUGAACAACAGAAAAUCAUCACCUACUAUAACCCAGGCUUUUCAGUCUAUCCUGGCACCCCUUCCCAGCUCGUUGCCAUGGUGCCAACACUUCCAAGAUUUCCUGCCACUUUAUUUCCUGUCCAGCUCCCUUUGGAAAACUCUUCACCAGUCCAGAACAACGGAUAUUUACAAACCAGUCCAUCAAUAACGCAGACUUCCCUUCAGAAACAUUCCCCAGUGUCCUCACCCAACAGUAGCUGCUCAGAAACCUUAGGGGAGCGCCCGCAACCUCCAAGUCCAGGGAAAGAGAUCAAGCCAUUAUCUCGAAGUGAUGGAAGCCCCACAAAAAAACUUUCCAGACAGGUUGAUCAAGAAGAGGAAAUCACAUCCAGCAAAGAUGAAAGCCCACUAAAGGAAGAGGCUUGUCCGAAUACUUUGCCUGCCAUUAAGGAAGAAGAGGGAGAGCAAACUGAUGAACAGAUUCCCCUUUCCCCUUUUGGCAUAAGGAUGGAUGCAAGGACUAGAAACCUGGAAGACAGACCAAUCAGACCAGGAAUUGGUGUAAGACAGAAGACUUUUGAAGAAUUUGUUGAAGAACAACUUAAAGUAGAUUCUCAAAUAACAGACAACCACCAGCAGAACUUCUGUGAGGCUAAAAUGACCCCUCAGAAAUCUUUCCUGAAAUGUGGAGAAGGCAUUGCAAGGCUUGAAAAAAAUAAAGAAAACCUUGUGAAAGAACAAGCCAAACAUCCCAGAAGAGUUAGUUUUGAUUGCCAGAAUCUCUUCUCUUUGCCUCGCCAACAGGAUGCAGGAAACUUACAGCUGGGGAAACAUUUAAAUAGUUUACACCGAUGGGUCAGCAGCCCCACGUUGUUGGUCUCUAAUGAAAAGAAUACAAAUUGCACUAUCUCCAUGAAUGAAAUAAAGGCUCAGGUUGACAGUAAGGCAAGAGAUCCUGAGCAAUGCCAAGACGAAAGAGGAGAAGGAGGUGGUGAAGAAGAGUGUGCAAAGGAGGAUCCUGUUGUACCACAGCAGAUGAACUGGGCUGAACUCCCGCAGCAGUGUCAGGAACAAAUUACUGAAAUGAAGCUACAAAUAGGUGAGAAAAAUAAAGCUCAAAGUACUGAUUCUCUAGGACAUUCAGACAAAGCAGACAAACGUUCCAUGGAGUCUACAGUUCAAAAGGACCUAGAUAUUUUGGGUCAGCGUGUGAAGGGCAAUCUAACUCAGAUAGCAAAAAAGCCAUUGGAAAUCCUUCAAGAAGCUUCUAAGCUUCAGAAUUUUGAAGGAAGCAAAACCAAGCAGAUGGAUUGGAGCACAGGUCUCAAAUUCACACCAGGUGUGAAAGGAAUUAGCAGUUGCCACAAUGAAGAUUACACUGUGAGCAAAAGAGCAGAGAGCCAAAGAGGACCCACCACUGGGUUUAAGAUGAUUAAUGACAGAAUAAUGAAAGUUACCCACAAAUCAACUCAAGGCAUGGACAGGAAAAAGAACAUCACAUCUGUCAGCCACCAGCAAGAGUGGCAAAGCAGUAGAAGUGCUGCCAACAAGUGGAAUGCUCAACCUUUGUCCAGUGGGUCAGGCUGCACAUCUACUGACAGUGAGGAUGACCCCAAAUCUUACUGCUCUCGGACUCCGACAACGCAAGUGCCUCAGAAAGUAGGUCGCACAGACAAAAAUUUGGAUCUCUCUGAUGCUGAUUAUGCUAGUGAUGAGCCCAGUGACGCAGAAGAGCUGGCCCUGAAAAAGCACACCAAGCCACCUCCAAAGAAACUGGGUGCUCAAGAGAUAAAAGGCAAGCAGGAUCUCUCCCUCAGCACAAGCAGCAGUGAGUCUGGUAACGGGGUUGCCAGAUUGAAAGGAAACAAGUCUUGUUCUUCUCUUCGAAAGUCUCCCUUUCGGCCCCCAAGAUCUGUGAGAGGUGGAAGAGAGCCUGAGACAAGGAGUGAGAGUAAUAUUGGGGAUGUUAAAAAUGUAGAUCUGCAGUCAUCACCCUCAACAUGUGAUCUGGUGACCAGCCUGUUCCCUGCAUUCAAAAUUAAAGACACCUUUGCAGAGGAGAAGACGCAAAGAAAACCGGUUCUGGGUAUCAUAGAAUCAGCUCAGAGAAGGCUUAUUGACAAGUUAGAGGAAUUGGAAAAGCAGGUCAGUGUAUAUCAUGGAGAAACCUCUCUUCUAGUGAGGAUGAAAGAAGAACAAGAGAAAGCAAGGCAUUUGCUCAGAACACGAAUGGAUCAGCUUGAGACCAGCAAGGCUCAAGAACUUAAUCGCUUAGAAGAAUAUAAGAGAGACCACAUUCACACACCGCAGAAAGAAAAGGUUGAAUUUAAGAAGUACUCAACAGCAACUAGAGUCACUAGGGAGGAAGUAAAAUCAGAAGAAAUACAAAUGUUAAAACAGCAGAUUGCAAGGCUCCAGGAGGAGUUCAGGAGAAAUGAGUCCCGCUGGCAUGCUACCCACGGGAAGCUAAAAAAUCAGAUUGAGAUGCUGACCAAACAGAACCUGGAGCUUCGAGAUGAGCUCAGAGUUUCAGAGCAUCAGAGGCUGGAAGCAGAAAAGAAAUCUGGAGCUGUGGAUUUCAUAAGCAGAAAAUCGCAAACCCCGGUUUCAGAAGCUAUUUUGAGAGGGACAUCAUCUCUGGCUAAGCUAGAAGAAAGGCCAUUGCAAGGUAGCCAUAAGAGUCGCAGCACCACUCCGAUGGGGAGGAAAACGCCAGUGGAGAAACACUCCCCCAGAGAUGUGAAUAUGAAAGCAAUGAAGAGUACAGUGCAAAGGACUGAGUCUUUGAAAUCAGUAACCAGGGAACCGAGAGAAAAGACACCAUCUAAUCACUUUCAUAGCAGAAGUACAACACCCACUGGCAGGAGAACAUCCCAUCAAGGAAGAUUAACACCAUUUGAGCCAGAGAAGGUUAUGCAUCAAUCAUCUCAUAAUGAACAAAGAACCUAUGGCAGGAAGUCACCUGUACUUCCCGUCUCACACUUGACUGUGUCUAAGGAAACCAACUCAUCUUCUUACAUAAAAGGCAGAUUCUCAUCCACCUCAGGUAGUUCAGAGGACACAGUCCUCUUUCGCAACCAGAGCGAUGAUGUUUGUAGCUCUGCAUCCUGCAGUAACAAUGAGGAAACACAGGAGAAAGAGAAUCUGUGCCUUAAAAGGACUGAAAAAUCACUUAAACCUUGGGAUCAAACAGCCUCUGUGACACUCUCCAGGAGAAACAGCAUAAUCCCAAGUGGCAGCAAAACAUCAGCAGAAGGUUUUUAUGCUUUACUGGAUGCUGAAGCAAAGGUUUGAGCUAAUUAUAGGUACUGGCUCACAUACUGAUCUUCGACACCCAUAGCUCCAGCCAUGCAACCGUGUGCUGAAAUGUUGUAUCAUCAAUCCAAGCAAAAUAAAAUACACCUGGGAAAACAGAACUCUCCAUUUCAAUCUCCUUUCCUAAUCACUAGACUAUAUAACAUUUCUUUCAUGGGUUAAUAUUAAUUCAGGCCUUGCCUUCUGUUGCCUGAUGAAAAUGCAUAUGACCUUGUGGGGGUAGGAAGUGGGAUUGUUCUCCCUGCAAGACUUGGGACUGCUCAUAGCUGCAGUGCAAAGCUUAAGCAAAACUAAAUAUUUUUUACCUACGGUUUUGUUGCCACAGCUAUCUUCAGAGCUCCUCAGGGUACGUGUUUUCUGUCAUUGCCUGACAUUGCUAAUGUGCCGCAGAAGGCUUUGCUCCAAAAGCAACACUCUGGCCCUUUGAAGGUAUCUUGGCAUACAUUGGCAGGUAGCAGAGAAAACCCCAAAGUGUUCUGGACCACAGUUAGGAAAUCUGGAUUUGGAAGAAAUGGGAAUGGAAGACAAUUAAAUUCAGAGAGAAGGGGAACCACUGGUGAAAAUGCCACCGAGGAAGCAUGAAUAAUACAAAAGGUGAGGGAGGCCCUUAUCUUGGCAGGGAGGGCAGAGGCAAUGCUAAGGAGCUGCAGAGAGGUGCACAGCUUCUGGAAUGCUCUGACAAUUCUCGGGGUCCCCAGGAUUGUGGGUCACCUUGUUACCCCUCACCCCGCCUCCAGUAAGAGGGAGACUUCCCUGUGCUUAACUGGGUAUCAGCAACCUGUUACCUCCAGCCUGUUAGUCACCCAAGCCCUCUCCUCUGAGUUGUGCCAGCCCUUCCUUGCCUUCAGCUUAACAGUAGGUGCACCCCAGUCCCUGAAUCCCUUUCAAGUAUUUGCCCUGUAGCAGCCAGCCCCUUCUCCACUGAACACUCUCAAAAAUAUCAGGGCUGCAGUCCCCAGGGGAACAGUGUACACACCAACUUGUAUGAUUCAACUCAGAAUCAGCACCUUGUUUAAUACCUCAUCACUGAGUUUUAUGUAUAGUGAGAACAAGAAGUUUAUUAUCAAAGGUUCAAGAGAUAGUGGGUAAGGAUAAUGGAACAAAAGGGUGAUAUAUAAAACAAAAUCAUGACAUGCUUUCUAGAGACUAAACUUAACUAUUAGGUUAACCUCCUAUCUAGUUUAUCUCACCCAAAGCCUUUUUCAACGUCUUCAGCCAAGGCUCGUUAAGGUCCCGUUUUCAUGAAUGUAAACACACUACCUGUUUACUUCCUAGGUACAGGUUGCUACUUUUUGCCUUCUACCUAUAUCCUCAAAGUUCAUUAUCUAUACUCUGAGAUGGGAUAACCCAUCACUUGCUUUUCCUGUGUGCUCUUUUCUGUUGAUUUCAUGUCUCCCUGUUGACUUCAUAUGUAAAUGUGCCUCCAUUGUGUUAGCUUAUGAUGCUUAAUUUACGUGCAACAGAGAAACAGGUGAAUAAAUAUCUUUUUUUCUGACAGGAAACCUGUUUCUCCACCUCUGCUGUAAUACAGAAUCUAAGAACAUAUUUUUAGCAUAGAUAUGUAACUCCUUAUGUAGUAUCUCUACAUCCAUUUCACAGAAGUAUCAAUGGCCAAUGUGACCCUCGCUUUCAUUUAAGACCUCAUGUGACAUUCUUUGGUGAACCAGAACACACCAGGUCAGGAUAUUCUUGUGCCCCCCUUGCCAGCUGGAACUGAGAGGCUCGGUGAUUUUGGGUGCUAGCUCACUCUCUAAACUGUCUGCAGUUGACUGUUUCCCUCUUGUGUUGCUCACCUGAAUGGGUUACUACCCUGCCAGGAGAAAGACUUUUUGUUCCAUUGGAUUUCUGCCUCCAAAAAAAAGCAUGCACACUUCCUGACUGUAGCUAAUAUUGGUUCAGGAUGGGUCUGGACACUGUGGGCCUGAUUCUCACUUACACUGAGGGCACUUUACACCGUGGGUGUAAAUAUAACUUAAGGCCAUUUUAUGCUGCCAGAGCAGCCUGAAGGGGCCUCCAUGUAAAUGGGAACAGGGCCUUGUGUCUCACCCUACUGUGCCAUGCUUGUCUCCCAUAGUAAUGCUCUCCUGAUUACCAUAGUUUUGGCAGAGUUGAUUGAGAUUAGCAAAAAUAUUAGCAAAACUCUAUGUUCAUGUAACAAUAUAACAGG